GAAAUUUAUAUAUAUAUGCUCUUCAAUGCAUAGAUCCCCAAUUUUGGAUCCAAAGUUGCUACCCCGGAAGAUCUGCUUCUCUUUCCGCCAUUGAUUCUCAACUGAGUCUUGGCUUAUUCCAGUUUCUUCACUGUAGAGAAACAUGUUUUUGUGGGAUUGGUUUUAUGGGGUUCUUGCAUCUCUUGGUUUAUGGCAAAAGGAGGCCAAGAUUCUGUUCUUGGGUCUCGACAAUGCCGGUAAGACAACGCUUCUUCACAUGUUGAAAGACGAGAGGUUGGUGCAACACCAGCCAACUCAGCACCCAACUUCCGAGGAGCUGAGUAUAGGGAAAAUCAAGUUUAAAGCUUUUGAUUUGGGUGGUCACCAGAUUGCACGCCGAGUCUGGAAAGAUUAUUAUGCCAAGGUAAUCUGUUUUCUCCUGAUCUCUUGGUCUCACCCUUGUUAGAAUGAUUUUUUUUUUAUUAUUAUUUUUUUUUAUGUUGAUUGCUCAAUGUUCAUUGAAAGAUUGAUUAUACGGGUUUUUAAUCUGUUUGUUGAUGCUUCCUUGUUAAGGGUGAGAAAUUUAAGUUGGGAAUAUGGGGUUUAUGAAUGUAUUAUUUCUUCUGAUUGGAAUUGUGGACAUGAUAAUACCUGGUGUCUGUAAUAAUUGUGGUUCAUUUCUUUCCAUUAGUUUCUUACAAUUGUAUUAUAAGGUGUCUUGUUAUGGUUGUCUGGAACUUAGGUGAAAGGGAAAUUUUUCCCCUUUUUAAUUGGUUCAUCCCAUUUGAACUGGAAUGAUACUGGUUUGGUUGUCAGACCUCUACUUUUUAUGGAUGUAGGUUUGAUACUUUCUUUUUCACUCUUGCUUGUCCUUGAAUUAUGGUUAGGUGGUUUACUUUUAACUUUUAGUUUUGUAUGGAAAGGAUCAAAAUGUUUUAAUUUUGUGGACAGCAAAAGGAUCCGCUCUUAUUUAUGUGUGUUUUACUAAAACCCCUUUUCAACAAGUUAACUGAGAUAAGUUUUGGUGCAAAUUCUGCCUUCAUAAUCCCAGGUAAACUGUCUUUGUGUUUAUCUGAUUCAUGGGAGGCAGAUAUUGAUAAUGGAAGUUUCGCUGAUGGCACCUUUGUUUUCUGUAGGGAAGGUGUUUAAUAGUAGCUUUCCACACAUGAUCUCGGCUUUAUCAAAUUGUUACCAGAAAGAGUCAUUUUGUUGAUAUUAGCCCUAUGUAAAGUCUGCUCAUAAGAUCUAUUUAAGUUGGAGGUGCAAUUUUGAGUUCUCUUUCCCUAUGUGAAGUAAUGUAGCUCUAUUUUCUGGUGGAGAAGGGCUUUCCUUAAAUGAAUUGACUGCUAGCAUAGCAGUAACUAAAUUCCAUCAAUAUCUUGGCUUUCUCACAAAAUUUUCCACCCUGAUAAAGUUGUCUCCUUGGU
Molecule: messenger RNA, 1406 nt
Organism: Rubroshorea leprosula
Lineage: Eukaryota; Viridiplantae; Streptophyta; Magnoliopsida; Malvales; Dipterocarpaceae
Source: the annotation of a GenBank genome assembly